Molecule: messenger RNA, 2949 nt
Organism: Ylistrum balloti
Lineage: Eukaryota; Metazoa; Mollusca; Bivalvia; Pectinida; Pectinidae
Product: death domain-containing protein 1-like
Exons: 12
Coding region: 1-2949 (982 amino acids)
Biological process (GO): signal transduction
Molecular function (GO): protein binding
Source: RefSeq, a predicted model, not a curated record
AUGCCAGUUGGGGAUCACAGACGGGGGACCCAUGAUCGUGGUCGCCAUGGACACGAUCAUACUGCUACCAAGGCUACGAGUAAACCAAGGAGACCAUCCUCUUCUGUCAGCAAUCGCAAAACGUCAGUGACGUCAGCACAAAGAGAAGGGGUAAAAUCCGCGAAAAAUGUCGAACAGGACCGGCAAGUCACGAAGUCUCCCGAUGAAUUAGAAUUGAGAUCUCUCACAAAUGAUUCUUUGGCAACAAAGGAAGAAGAACUGGUUUAUCCAAAUGGACAAAUUGACGCGAACAACGAUGUGAAAACGGACGAAAUCGAAACCAAAUCUCCCGAACCGGAGGAAGAACAGCCUGUCGAGAAAUGGGCGGAAAAGUCAACAGAUGAAUACAAUAUCCGAUCAUUCAAUGAUAACAUCCUGGAAUUCACAGAAAUAUUCGACAACGACAAAUUUAAAACCGUAGAUUCUGCCUACCCCGUUGAAGAUCUCAUCUCUGUGGUGAACUCUGUUUCAAGCGCUAUAGAUGAAUUCAAGGAACAGACUCUGGCCUCACAGUCAAAGCUAGAGGGACUCCGAGAAAAGAUGAAAGAAGUUAAACAGGCCAUUCAUCAUAACAUCGCCAAAAACGCCGUGGAACUUCCAGAUGACGAGGCUAGCGUCGAAGAACGAGAACUGACCGAGAAACUAACCCGUUUAAAUGCAGAGGUUGCAAAAGCUAAUGCUGACCUGUCAGAGGCGCUCCGAUUGUCAGCCGAAACUGAAAGUACAGCAGUCAAGGCACAACUAGCAGCAGAGAGGGCAAAAGAAGAAGCUAAACGAAUAGAAGAGGAGCUAGAAUUGAAAUCUAAAGUAGAAGCUAAACGGAAGAUUGAGAACCAGAAGAAGAUGGAAGCUCUUCAAAAGCAAAAGGAACAGGAAGAGAGGAUGGAACAAGAAGCAAGAAAGCAGAAAGAAAUCGAAUGGAAAAGAAAGGAAAUGAAUGCUGGCGAAAAAGGACCGAUCUGGGAAAAAUGGCCAACACAUGAGGUUAACAUUGUUAGCGAUGCUCACGAGAUUGGGGUUGGUUGCAUGGUGCGCGGAAAUCCAUCUAAAUUUGACCAAUCACAGAUCGCAUUACAAGUUGUUGACCAGAUGCAAUGUAAAAUGACAUAUGAAACUCAAGAGGAGCUGGUCAGCUGUGUCCUAAAACUGACCAAUAAAGCAAAUGACCAGCAACAUUUCGAGGAGCCAAUCUAUGUCGCUGUACCGUUUCAAUUGCCUCGGUCAACUGCGUCGUCAAGGGAACCUUUCAUAAAAGCAGAAAUAAAUGGCGAAUGGAAAGAACUUCCUUCAAGGGAAGUCACAUUUGAAAACUACAAGGAUGUAAAGUUUGCUCAGGCAGAAAUAAAGGGACAGACAACCUUAGCCGUGAUGACAAGGUUCAAGAGAGAUUACGUCACACUGUCAAAGAGGCCAACAAAGAUUGUAUCGUCAUAUGAUCAUCGCGUGACUCUCACAGUCUCGAAAGACACAUUCAAUACAAAAGAACUCUUCAGGAUGCAGGUCCAGCCUGUCGAUUCUGCUACAAUCAAUGACAUGCAGAUGAGACGGAGGGAAUGUAAAGGUUUAUUAACCUCUAGUCCCAUUAUACAUACCGACUGGGAAUCUACCAGCUUUGCCAAACCAAUAACGGUAACCAUUCCCUGCCCACCUAAUCCCGCCAAGGCAAGAAAACUGGCUCAGAUUCGAAAGAUGAAGGAGGAGAAGAUGAAAAACCCUGUGAAAGUUCAGGUCAUUGAUUACGAAAAGGAGGCCAGAAAGGAGGAGCAAAAGAAAAAAGCGCAGCAGCAGAAAGAGGCCCAAAUGACGGAGGAAGACAAAGUAACGACAAAGUGGUACAUGGGAGAAUACGGAAAUAACGACGACGACGAGAAUGACCUGCUGCACUUCCUAUCAAUGUCACACACCGGAAAAUGGACCUUCCACCCGGAAAUAACGGUCCAGCAAGUUAAAUUAGAUCUCCUCCAGUUUACGUUAACACAGCCUUUUGAAAGGUUUAUCGUUCUGCGGACACGUACCAACAUAGCAGAAGAAAACACUCCACCGAUUGCGUCUGCAAUUUUUGAGUUUCUGUCGAAGCGUUUUGCACAGGUCAUCGUAAAACAAAGGAGUGACGAUCCGUUCGAUUGCCUGAUUAACGUUGUGCCUGUCUCAAAAACACAAAAAGUUCUCAAGCGUCUUCACGAAUCAGGAUAUGACGACGGUCCUGAUCCCAGCAGCAUUGUGAACAUCAAUGAAGGCGAUGUCAUUGAAGUAUCCUUCCGCGGGAACAUCACAAACUCCAAAGAUAAAACACUCAAACUGAAAUAUAAUUCGAACCUGAAGUCGGAAAUUGGAUUUUAUGCGUCAGAAGUGGAUCAGUAUUUACAGAAAAAUUUUAACGUUUAUCGUGGAGUCGUUCAGUUAGAACGUUGUUACAUAGUCAAACCAGACCGGAAGUUAAAACGGUCGCCUUCUGUGGUCGAUGAAAAUGCCGUGGCAGCCGCCCUGGACACCAAAAGAGAGCUCCUUUGUGAAAUAUCAAUCAACAUACCAAAGUACCACAUUGAGCCUGCAUAUAUCCCAGUUGUCGCCCCUGUUACCAUCAUAACAACCACAGAUCCCGUUGACGAUGAUCUCAUACGGGAUCUUGCACGUGAUAUGGGCGAUGAAUGGAAAAAGAUCGGUCACUUGUUGAAUGUCAGCCGCGCAAGAAUACAAGCGAUCAUAAGGAAUGUCGCAGUGAGUGACAGGUCGGAAGAAGAUGCCCGGUAUGAGAUGUUACUGAACUGGCUCAAAAAGAUGCCAAAAUCAACAGAUAAGGUGGCUGUGUUAAGUAGUGCCUUAGUGAAAGGUGGACGUGCUGACCUCGCCGAAGAUGUUAGGUCAAAAUGGCGGGAUUUCCAGAGCAAACACGGUGUGAAGGCCUGCUGA